AGAAGUCCUCGUUUUCCUCUCUGGUUUUACGCCGAAUGGCAGAUUGAACCGCCUCUUGCUCCCAUUAUAUUCCUCCACCUGCCCCCCCUCUUACUCUCUCUCUCUCAUCUCUCUUUCUCUCUCUACUGUUAACCAAGUUUUUGUUCACUUGUUGGGUAGCUUAGGAUUUCCUUUCUUUUUUGGGUUUUAGGGGUGGGGGCUUUCUUUUUAACUCCAGUGCUGCUUUUUUAAUACUAUAUGAACACGAACCCUCUCUUGCCUUUUUUUUUUUUACUUGCUUCUGUUUUGGUUGAGUAAUUUUCCUGCUUCUUCUUCAACUCUGCAUGUGCUCCGCCCUCUUCUUCUCCAGUCUUCUUGAUAUAUAUUGAAAAAUCACUGCUGCCCUUGUGGGUAUUUUUUCCUGUGUUGAUCUCAAGUUGUUGAUUUGAAAAACCAAGUCAGAAAAAGAGGGUUUCUUUUCUUUAAAAGCUCACAUUUUGUUUGGAUGAUUCCAUGGCCAAUGGUGGAUAAUGAGGCUUGAAGUUUGAUUGAAGAGGUGGAAAUUUGUAUGUUGUUUGGGGGUCUAAUUUGAAGCUGUGUAGUAAGAAUUUGUUCGAAGAAAUCAAGAAAAGAAAAAAUGGCACCAGAUAACAACUGGCUUUCGUUCUCACUGUCUUCUAUGGAAAUGCUGAACCCUUCUUCCCAGCCUGCCGCUGCCAUGCUGCACUCAUCCUCUGCUGAUUCUCACCAUUUCUACUCUUUUGCCGAUAACUUCUAUGCCAAUGGGUGGGCGACUCAGAAACCUCAAGCCAUGUACGGAGAAGCUGAGAAUCAUCAAGUUUACAUGCAGCCACCGCCGAAGCUGGAGGACUUUUUCGCCGGCGGUGACUCGACGGAGACCCAAGACUCAUCCUUGACUCACAUCUACGACCACCAGACGGCAGGCGGCGGUGCCGCCUUCUUCGGCAACGGCGAGCAUCAAGAUCUCAAGACUUUUACGGGGUUUCAAGCUUUUUCUGCCAACUCGGGCUCGGAGGUGAACGACUCGGCGUUCGGCGGCCAGACUCAGUCUCCGGUGGAGUCGGGCAGCGAGCUGGUGGCGUAUUCUCAGUGCCCCAUUACUGCUAGCACGACUUCUAAUGCUUUGUCUCUUGGCGUUAAUAACAGUAGCACUGCUUUGUGCGCUGAGAACAAUAACAACACAGCCAUUGUUUCUGCUGAUUCUGAGAGUUGCAAGAAAAUCGCUGAUACUUUCGGACAAAGAACCUCCAUUUACAGAGGGGUUACGAGACACAGAUGGACAGGGAGAUACGAAGCGCAUCUAUGGGAUAACAGCUGUAGAAGGGAGGGCCAAGCAAGAAAAGGGCGUCAAGUUUACUUAGGUGGUUAUGACAAGGAAGAUAAGGCAGCAAGAGCAUACGAUUUGGCUGCUCUUAAAUACUGGGGUCCGACCGCCACGACGAACUUCCCGAUCUCCAAUUAUACCAAAGAACUGGAGGAGAUGAAACAUGUUACUAAGCAAGAGUUCAUUGCGUCGCUUAGAAGGAAAAGUAGUGGUUUCUCAAGGGGCGCGUCGAUCUAUAGGGGUGUUACAAGGCAUCAUCAGCAAGGCCGAUGGCAAGCAAGGAUCGGUCGUGUUGCUGGGAAUAAAGAUCUUUACCUUGGAACAUUUGCGACAGAGGAGGAAGCAGCAGAGGCAUACGACAUUGCAGCAAUCAAGUUCAGGGGAGUGAACGCCGUCACCAAUUUCGAGAUGAGCCGAUACGAUGUGGAAGCUAUCGCCAAAAGCCCACUUCCCAUUGGCGGGACUGCAAAGCGCUUGAAACUCUCUCUUGAGGCCGAGGAAAAGCUGCCGUUGAGCACGGCCCUACAAACUCCGUGCAGCAGCAACAGCAGCAGCAGCAUUAGUUUCUCCGCUAUCCAGCCCGCUUCCACCAUCCCCUGCGGUGUCCCCUACGACACAACGGCUCCGUUUUACCAUCACAACCUCUUCCACCACCUCAACUCCGGCAACCUUGCUGCCUCCAUCGACAACUCCGGCCCUGUCUCGUCCAUGGUAACUUCCGUGAAUCUGAUGCCGUCUCCGCCCGAGUUUUUCAUUUGGCCUCACCAGUCCUAUUAACAUGAUGAUGACAAUAUGAUGCUACCUUAGCUUUAGCUACUAUAUAGGCAAUACUGGUCUUCUACUAAUUAAUGUUUUAACCCGUAGCUGUUAUUCGUGGUAUUUGUUGUAAAACUGAUGUCGUUUCGUCUGACCCGCUAAGCUUUUAGGAUUAGUUCUUGAAUCUUCGGGCACAUAAGGUACUACUGAUGAUGUUAAGGUUGAAAAGGUUAAGGUAUUUAGUUCCUAGGUAGAAGCUGGAAUGCUGUAAGUAGCUUCUCUUUCGAUAGAUGUAUGCUUAAAGAACGAUACGGGAGCUGAGGCAUCGGGUAUGGAUUAAUUUUCAAGUGGUUUUCCAUUCCCAGAUGCGCUGCUCCUGUGAAUCAAAGCAAUUUUGCUGAAUCAACAUAGAAAAAUAUCAUACAAAUUAAAUCCUUA
Sesamum indicum (sesame) is the source of this 2518-nucleotide messenger RNA. RefSeq names its product AINTEGUMENTA-like 7 (gene AIL7). Gene Ontology annotation, molecular function: DNA binding; DNA-binding transcription factor activity. Gene Ontology annotation, biological process: regulation of DNA-templated transcription. NCBI's taxonomy places the organism in Eukaryota, Viridiplantae, Streptophyta, Magnoliopsida, Lamiales, Pedaliaceae. The record is from RefSeq and is a predicted model, not a curated record.